Messenger RNA from Equus caballus (horse), 6629 nucleotides. RefSeq names its product zinc finger protein 436 (gene ZNF436). The record is from RefSeq and is a predicted model, not a curated record. Lineage: Eukaryota; Metazoa; Chordata; Mammalia; Perissodactyla; Equidae. Gene Ontology annotation, biological process: regulation of DNA-templated transcription.
ACCAUCGCCUUGGGUAUGGUUACCCCAUUUUACAGAAAAAGAAAUGGGCCUGGAGAGGUUAAAUGGCUUUCCAAAGGAUACACAGCCUAGAUUCCAACCAAGUCUGUCUGCCCUUGCUGCCCACACUCUCCCCAUUAGGGACACUGCCUCUUGGGAACCCUCUACGAUUCCAUUUUUUGUGGUACCCGCAUCAAUUUUAGAUGGGGUAGGACGGUACAAUUCUGUGCUAUCUAAAGAAUUCCUAGCCUCACAGUUGGGCGUGAGGAGUGGGAGAGUUUGCCUCAUGGCUGGGUAGGGUCCUAGUUCUUUUUAGACACUUGAGUAAUUUAACCAUAAAUAACUGGGCACUGGGAACAGGACACUAACUAAUAAAAGCAUAGCCUGGAGUCAUGUUCGAUAAAAAAAAAUUCAAGUCACUGAGUGGGUGGAUGUAUCUGCAAAACAAAAGAAAAGCCCCUUUCCCAGCCCAAGCAGAGAAGUCUCCUGUACAGUUAAGAGACAACAGGCUUCUGGGCACGUAGCCAAGGUUCUGGGGAUAUUUAUAACUUGAAGAGGGUGGGAGUCCCUAAUAAGCUGCUAUAUUCUUUUUCCAUCACUUCCCUCUCCAAGGCUACAGCGAGCUCAGAGCUCUUCCCCACGCAGAAUGCCUGCUUUCCCCAGUCCUCGGCUUCCAUUGUCUAAUUUUCUCAUCCUGGCUGGGGAGAGGAAAGGCUGCAAGUCCUUCCGUUCGGAGGAACUCCAAUUGAAUGCAGCUUAGCUGCUGGUGGUGUUUCUUGGCUAGCUGCUGUGCUCUCAGGGAUCUGCCUAUGAGCCUGUGGUUUCUCUGAGUUGCCUAAGAGUCUGAGCUCUCGGGAAUCUGCGAGUCUUUGGGAUCUGCCUACGAUCUCUGGGCUUUGCCUGCAAGUCUACGGAUUGGAGAGCUACCCGCAGGUCUAUCCGGGAUCUGCCAGAGAUCUCUAGAACCUUUCCGAACGCCUUAAGUCUCAGAGAACUCUGCCUGCGGAUCUGGAAUCUGUUCGAGGCCUCUCGGAUCUUGGAGCCGCUGAUCCAGCGGAUUUUUUGCGGGCCAGGUGCGCUGUCUGCUAGCUGCUUUUCCUGCUCUCUCUCCCGGGAGGCGGAUCCUUGAGCCCGAGAUGGCAGCCACCCUGCUCAUGGCUGGGUCCCAGGCACCUGUGACAUUUGAAGACAUGGCCAUGUACCUCACCCGGGAGGAGUGGAGACCUCUGGACCCUACACAAAGGGACCUUUACAGGGAUGUUAUGCAGGAGAAUUAUGGAAACGUUGUCUCUUUAGAUUUUGAGAUCAGGAGUGAGAAUGAAGUGAAUCCAAAACAAGAGAUUAGUGAAGAUGUGGAAUUUGGGACCACAUCUGAAAGACCUGUUGAGAAUACUGAGGAAAAUCCCGAAAGUGAAGAGGCCUUUGAAAGCAGGGAUAGAGCAGAAAGACAAUGGGGAGAUCUAACAGCAGAAGAGUGGGUAAGCUAUCCUCUCCAACAAGUCACCGAUCUGCUUGUCCACAAAGAAGUCCACACAGGCAUCCGAUAUCACAUAUGUUCUCAUUGUGGAAAGGCUUUCAGUCAGAUCUCAGACCUUAAUCGACAUCAGAAAACCCACACUGGAGACAGACCCUAUAAGUGUUAUGAAUGUGGAAAGGGCUUCAGUCGGAGUUCACACCUUAUUCAGCAUCAAAGAACACACACUGGGGAGAGGCCCUAUGACUGUAAUGAGUGUGGGAAAAGUUUUGGAAGAAGCUCCCACCUCAUUCAGCAUCAGACAAUCCACACUGGAGAAAAGCCCCACAAAUGUAACGAGUGUGGGAAAAGUUUCUGCCGGCUGUCUCACCUAAUCCAGCACCAAAGGACCCACAGUGGGGAGAAACCCUAUGAGUGUGAGGAGUGUGGGAAAAGCUUCAGCCGGAGCUCUCACCUAGCUCAGCACCAGAGGACCCACACAGGCGAGAAGCCUUACGAGUGUAACGAAUGUGGGCGAGGCUUCAGUGAGAGAUCUGAUCUCAUCAAACACUAUCGAGUCCACACGGGGGAGAGGCCCUACAAGUGUGACGAGUGUGGGAAGAAUUUCAGUCAGAACUCUGACCUCGUGCGCCAUCGCAGAGCCCACACGGGAGAAAAGCCGUACCACUGUAAUGAAUGUGGGGAGAAUUUCAGCCGCAUCUCACACUUGGUUCAGCACCAGAGAACCCACACGGGGGAAAAGCCAUAUGAAUGUAAUGCUUGUGGGAAAAGCUUCAGCCGAAGCUCUCAUCUCAUCACACACCAGAAGAUUCACACUGGAGAGAAGCCCUACGAGUGCAAUGAGUGUUGGCGAAGCUUUGGUGAAAGGUCAGAUCUAAUUAAACACCAGAGAACCCACACAGGAGAGAAGCCCUAUGAGUGUGUGCAGUGUGGAAAAGGUUUCACCCAGAGCUCCAACCUCAUCACUCAUCAAAGGGUUCACACAGGAGAGAAGCCUUAUGAAUGUACCGAAUGUGAGAAGAGUUUCAGCCGGAGCUCAGCUCUUAUUAAACAUAAGAGAGUUCACACCGACUAAGUCCUGUAAUUAUGAUGACUGAGAAAUGAUUCAUUUGAAGGUACAAUUUUAUUGAUAUCAAAGAGCUCUCUCAAGACAGCUCUCUCUUGGAGCUGCUUUUACCAUACUGAGUUUCCUUGUUGUGGGCCACAGUUUAAAACGUCAAAGAAGACAAGCCACUUGAAAUUCUGACCCACAGCUUUGGGAAUGUUAUCCGCUCCUCCAAAAUAGUGAUUUUUAUUCACUCGAAUUACUUCCUCAAAAUCAGCCCCACGGGUAACUGGAAAUCUGAAGACCAGGAGAUGAAUGAUGAUAAAUUCUCAGGCCUGGAAAUGGAGUAAAUCUUUAAAAGUUCUUUCUCCUAUCCUUGGCCCAGAGAACUACGCUAGGGGAAAUAUUGGACUGUGAUAGGGUGGUCACAGCUGCUUUGGAAAAAGAAGCCAGAGACUUGGCCUGAAUUGCCACACCUAUUCACUCACCAUGGUAGUUUGGUACACACAUCUUCCCCUUCAAAGGGCUGUUUCCUUGAGUUGCUCAUGCGUUUGUAUCUUCCUGUCUUCCUGAGAGCAGGAUUCUUCUGCACAAUGAAGGCAAUGAUCAUAACUUUUCUCCUCAUUGUUUCUAAUUAACUUUUUUAAAGCUUGCAUCUUUGUGAAAGCUAACUGAAGAUACAGAUUGAAACAAAAAAUGAGAUACAGGUUUGGGGACCAAGGACUCAUCAGCGGUGGUGACUUUAGCAAGAGAUGUCCACUGUUAUUGCCAUUAAUCAUAAUUUAUUAAUUUUCUUUGGGGAUCACUGUAGGGAACAUUGUAGGGAAAAUAUCUUCAAGGAAAGAUAGGACCAUAAGUGAUGAUGGAGUGUAAGUGGAAUUGACCACUUCAGGGAAGGAGGCACAGAGUCCCUUCCCAAGGAACACAGGCCAUUUCUGUGUUCUUUCCCCUCUACCCUUUAAGAUCAAUUCUCCCUAUACUGCUAACUCUCGAAUUUGAUAAGGGCCACAUCCCAGUGUUUAUCUUAGCUUGCGUAAGGGCAUGUGUAUGUACAGUAAAAUGUGUGUUCCUGUGGUUUUUCCAAUAGCAGAAACUGAAUUCACACAGAAUUAGCAUGUUCUUGGGUGAUGUUGAUCAUGUGACAGAACUACACACGUAACUCCAAUAUGAGAAGUGUCCUUUGUUUUCAUUCUUUAUGAAAAAAAAUUUCAACAGUAGUGCUCUAGUGUGCACUCUCCUGUAAGAUCUGUGUUUGUACUGAACUAAGCACUUGUUUAUAUGUAUCAGUCGAUUGUGGGAGAUAUGACCAAAUAGGCUGAUUGUCCUGUUCUCAAACUGAAUUAUCUUCUCUUCGGCCUAGUCACAAGGACUUAAUAAACCUAGAUAGGAAUGUAUUUCGAUCCUUCCAGCCUACACAUAUAAGUGGUUAAAGUAAGAGUUGAACCAAUUUAAACCCAGUAGUGUCAGUUUUCCUUAUCACAGCCCAAAUAGAAAUUAAGAAAUAUCCCAAAUGUUGACGGUUAUCCAAGCAUCCAAGGAGAUGGGAGAAGGAAAGAAUUGAUGCCCAGGAGAUGGGACUGGAGUAAGGAUUUUUUUUUUUUGCGCGUGCCCCACGUUAUUUCUACUGUGCUUUAUUGUGAGUGUUGUAACAUUUGAAGAAUACUUUUGCCAUAGCUCUUUGGUACUUGGUGUUAAAGGAACCAGUGGUCUCUCUUGGGUGGUGUACUCUAGUGAGUUAUUAGGACCCACGGCUAUGUGGGACUGCAUCCCUUGCAAAUAACACAACCCCGAAAGUAACAAAAUAAAAAACCACUCCACCAAGGAGGUUUCUUUAUGUUGCCACUCCUAUUUAAAGACAAACUUGGGCAGGGAGCAUGUUUUCUGUUCUAUACAAAAUCUAGCUGACUGUGGGUAUUCCUAUUUUAAUUGUUGAGUGACUUACAUGUUCUUGAUGACUAAACUCAAAUAUGUCUUCUCGUAUCAGUGUUGCUGAUGGUUGCAGUGAAUAUCAGAGUUCUCCUGUUGUUUCUGGAUGCCACUACGGGCAUGAGCUUUGGAGUGGCCGUGGGAGACACCGUCUCCAUGACCCAACUGUAUUUCAUCCCCUUUUCCUUCCCUACUCUCCUGCCCCACCCUAGCCUGUUCCUGCUGCUGCUUUUGGCUUCUAAAUGCCCCAGCCAUCUCUCCAUACAUCUACACUCCAGCUGAGAAGUUAAGAGGGCUAGGGCCAGACCAGCUCAGUCUCCUCUCUUUCUGCCAGUUGCUGCCCAUUUGCUGUGCUGAACUUUGUGUAGAAGUCAGGCAUUGGACUCUCUUUGCUAAUGCUUUUUGCAUGCCUUCUGCUCCCAAGUCGCUGCUGCUUCUGCACAUCCCCUGAACACUUUGUGCCUGUUUUCUAUGGUUGUGGAGAGUGAGUGAACAAGUAAGUAUGUAGAGCAGUUUUCCUUAUGGUAUUGGUCACAGUUAUCCUAGUGUCUAUCUACAUCUGUAUUAUUCUAAUAAUAUUCUAUAAUUAAAAGUAUAAUUUUUAAAAUCAAAAAACUGAGAAUUAUUUUAGUAAUCCAGCACUGGUUCAUAAAAUGUCUUUUCAUCAGAUUCAUUAAAAUUGGGCACAAUUGUCUUUACACGGAUGCAUUUGUACAGAUGUUCUUGUGGAAAUUUGGAAGUACAGUGUGUCUUCACACAUUAGUGGGCUCUCUGGAUAUUGCCAUAUUUUGGGGAGAUGCAAAAACUGGACAGUUUCCUAUGAAUAUUAGGCUGGAGGCAAAGCAAUGUGGAAAUAUUUGGUAUGGGUGAUUCAUUGGCUUUGGAGAAUGAAAAAAAAAGACAACAACAGAAAACAACCACAUCCAAGAAGAAAAAUGAGAGGAGGCCUUGUUGCUUUAAGGAGAUUAUUUUUGAGUAUCUGUUAAGAGUACUAAAACAAUUUCUACGGAGCUGGUAUUGGGAUCCCAGAACAGAGAUACUCUUAGAAACAGUCAAAAGCUCUCUAUUCAUGACAUAAUUGCACAGUCUGCCUAAGGCAGUGAUUUGAUUCUGUGCUACCAGGGUGUGGCCACAAUUUUCAAAUUACUUACAAGUAAUUUUCUCUUAUGAAGCCCUUUUUUUAAAUGGAGAGCCAGUCUAGGCAGAGGUGGGUAGUGGAAGAGCUUUAAAUUGGGAAAAAAUGCAAAUAGCAAAGAAAAAAUUUCAUUAACCCAAUAGCCAAGACUUGGAAAAGAAAAAGAUAUUAUCAAAACAUUUUUUAAAACUCUUUUUCUCCUUUCUACAUGUUCAGCAUUUUUUAUUUCUUGAGAAGGAAAGUUCAAGGAAAAUGCUGGUUCAUCUGGAGAAAUUCACCUGCAGCCUCCCCUCUAAGGGUAUUUGAUAUGUUAAUAUUUCGCCAUUGUUAUAAGGGUAGCAGGUUUCCUUCUGUGUGAGCUGUUCUCUAGGAGGCUAACAGUUGGUAGCGCUGUGCUUCCAGGCCAUUAGGACACCACUGAGCGCAGUGAAAUGAUAAUUUGUUAAAUGGUUCCCUAGUGUUUCAAAAGUUAGUGUUGUUCGAAAAGGAGUUCCUGUGCCCUGGGAGAAAGGGACUCUUUGAAGCCUUGGUUAGAUGCCCAUCUCUGCUGAGGAGUAGCAGGCUUGGCCUCUUAUCUACAGGAGACUUCAAGAUAAAAGGUCGUUAGUGGAAAACAAUUGGGGAGUAAAAUUAAUAGAAGAAAACUACCCUGUAAUGACCUAAAAUUGUUUUGUAGCUAAUCCUGUUGUAUUAUCUGUUUUCCUGAAUGCUUGUGUCAUUUUCAGCUUCUCCAAAAGUGGUUUUGUUUUUCCUUCUGGGAGAGAUUGAGGCCGAUGACAUCAGAAUCUCACUUUGAGUUUCACACCAUCCCCUCCAGCUGCCUUGUGAACGUCUCCACUUGGAAAUUACCCCCAGGCACCUUGAAAUCCAACCCCACGCUGAAUUGACCUGACCACUUUUUUCCACUACUGCCCGCCUGCUUCUCCUGCAUUUCCUAACUCCGUCAUUGCCUAGGUAUCCAAGCUAGAAAAUUGCCUAUCGUACUGGACAACAACUGCUCCUUUGGCCAACCUCCCAAAAUCAACAAUAUAAGUAAAAAUAAUGAAAAUUAA